This is a messenger RNA of Vicia villosa (hairy vetch), 813 nucleotides long. RefSeq names its product eukaryotic translation initiation factor 5A-2. The coding region runs from base 75 to 554 and encodes 159 amino acids. The record is from RefSeq and is a predicted model, not a curated record. Lineage: Eukaryota; Viridiplantae; Streptophyta; Magnoliopsida; Fabales; Fabaceae. Gene Ontology annotation, molecular function: translation elongation factor activity; RNA binding; ribosome binding. Gene Ontology annotation, biological process: positive regulation of translational elongation; positive regulation of translational termination. The transcript has 5 exons.
AAGUCUCCUAAUUCUUUCCUCCUCUUCUUCAACCCUCAAACGUUUCUCACACACACAGCAUCAAUUCAUCAACCAUGUCCGACGAAGAGCACCAAUUCGAAGCCGCCGCCGAUGCCGGUGCCUCCAAGACCUACCCUCAGCAGGCCGGUACCAUUCGCAAGAACGGGUACAUCGUCAUCAAAGGCAGGCCAUGCAAGGUUGUUGAAGUUUCUACUUCAAAAACAGGAAAGCAUGGACAUGCAAAGUGUCACUUUGUUGCCAUUGAUAUUUUCAAUGGGAAAAAGCUUGAAGAUAUUGUUCCUUCAUCUCACAAUUGUGAUGUUCCCCAUGUGAACCGUACCGACUAUCAGCUGAUUGAUAUUUCUGAAGAUGGCUUUGUGAGUCUGUUGACUGAUAAUGGAAGUACCAAGGAUGAUUUGAAACUUCCCACUGAUGAUGCACUUCUUACUCAGAUUAAGGAUGGAUUUGCUGAAGGAAAAGAUCUUGUGGUUUCUGUCAUGUCUGCAAUGGGAGAAGAGCAGAUCUGUUCUUUGAAGGACAUAAGCAAGACCUAGUUUGCUUUAGUAAUAUUCUGGCUGUUGGGUGAUAGCGCAUAUUUUAUUCUUAUGUUGCUAACCGGUAGUAAUUUUUCAUAUGCAUGUGUGCGCAAUAAACUUGAAAAAAUGGAAGCUGCCUUGAGCUUGAGGCUGGAAAUAGGAACUUUAUUUAUCUUUGUGUCUUUAAGUUAUUAAACCCUGCAGUUUUGGCUGGUUGAAUUUGUCAUAAAUGUACCUUAUAACUUUAUGCUUUUAUUGAGUUUAAUAUUGAACCUUA